This is a messenger RNA of Sarcophilus harrisii (Tasmanian devil), 4315 nucleotides long. RefSeq names its product Rho GTPase activating protein 9 (gene ARHGAP9). Gene Ontology annotation, biological process: signal transduction; regulation of GTPase activity. Bases 104 to 2299 code for a protein of 731 amino acids. NCBI's taxonomy places the organism in Eukaryota, Metazoa, Chordata, Mammalia, Dasyuromorphia, Dasyuridae. Gene Ontology annotation, molecular function: protein binding. The record is from RefSeq and is a predicted model, not a curated record. The transcript is spliced from 18 exons. Gene Ontology annotation, cellular component: cytoplasm.
CUGGCUGUGGGAACCAGGAUCAAUGACUCUUCGACACUGGAUACAAUUGGCCCUGAAAGACACACAAGAGAAGAAAUAACAGCUAAGGUGACCAGGGCUUCUAAUGGCCAUGUUCUCUGGCAAAUGGUGGCCAGGGACCAGGGACACCCUGGGGGUGGGGACCCAGGGCCCAUCCCGGGGAGCCCAUCUCUACAUCUUAUAUGACUUCUCCUACAUUGGAGCAGACGGCCAGCAAGUGUCUCUGGCUGAAGGUGACCGAUUUCUCCUGCUUCGGAAGACCAACUCAGAUUGGUGGUUGGUGAGGCCUCUGGGAGCACCCCGAACCACCAGACCCCUUUUUGUCCCUGCUGCGUAUGUGGCUGAUGAGACUACGGUCAUUCGGAGGGCCUCUGAAUCUACUACUAGCCAAUUCCCCCGUACCCUUAAACCAAGUCGUUUUCACUCGUCCUUGGGAGAAUUGUCCGUGCCUCAGUCAUUCCGGUGUAAGCCUCCAAGCCUGUCCUGGCAGCCUCCUCUUCCAGCAAGAAUACAGAGAAGUCUCAGUGCCACUGGACUGAGUCCUGGCCCACCGCAAUCCCCCUCGGGCAGCCUGACUGGGCAGUCGGGCUCUCAAGAAGACCUGAGAUCUAGGAACGGAGCUAACACAAAGUCGGGACCCUGGUCCCCCAUGUCCGAGCCCCCUCUGUACUGUAACCUGGUGGACCUGCGCCGCUGCUCCCAGACCCCACCCCCAGGCCCCACUCGGCCCCCACUACAACGGCUGGAUUGCUGGGAACAGCAUCUGGACCUCGACUCGGGUCGCUGUUUCUACGUGCACUCACUGACAGGACAGGCGUCCUGGAAGCCUCCCCGAAGAGCUCGGGAAAAGACUCCUGACUCCAUGGAAGGGACCCCGCACCUGGGGAGAGAUGCCCGAGCCCAACAGGCUGAGGAGAAGAGUGCUGGAGCCCGGGAUCAGGUGUCAGAGACCCAGGAGACGCUCCCCACGCAAAUCUCCAUUUCGGACAACUCCAGAGGCACCCCGGCCCCGAGACCCCAGCCUCAGCUCCUGGAUGAUCCUCACGAGGUGGAGAAGUCCGGGAUGCUCAACAAGACAAAGAUUGCUGAGGGGGGGCGCAAGCUCAGGAAGAACUGGGGUUCGUCCUGGGUGGUAUUGGCAGGAAAUAGCUUGGUGUUCUACAAAGUUCCUCCGGCUUCGAUUCCUACUGGAUGGGGUCCAGCUGGCAGUCGGCCAGAGAGCAGUGUGGACUUAAGAGGGGCAGCUCUGGCCCAUGGUAAACAUCUGUCCAGCCGCCCCAAUGUCCUGCAUGUGCGCACUGUCCCUGGACAUGAGUUCCUGCUGCAGUCUGAUGAUGAGACAGAGUUCCGAGCCUGGCACCGGGCACUUCGGGAUGUCAUCAACCGCCUGGAGCGUGAGAACCCUCUGGAACUGCGACUAUCUGGGUCUGGGCCAGCUGAGCUUGAGGAGUUGAGCCAGGGUGAAGAAGAUGAAGAACCAGAGCCGAAGCCUCUGCUAGGAUUUCGAGGAGGAAGCCGCAGGAUCUCUUGUCGGGGCCCUGAAGAGCCAAAUCGUGUGAGGAACAAGCUGAAAAAACUGAUAGCAAAGAGACCUCCCUUGCAGAGCCUACAGGAGCGUGGACUGCUCCGAGACCAGGUAUUUGGCUGCCACUUGGAAUCUCUGUGCAAGAGAGAAGGGAGUACUGUGCCAAAUUUUUUCAGGCUCUGCAUAGAUACUGUGGACAAGAGAGGUCUGGAUGUUGAUGGUAUUUACAGAGUCAGUGGUAAUUUGGCUAUAAUCCAGAAACUUCGGUUCCUGGUGGACAGAGAACGAGCAGUCACGUCUGAUGGAAGAUACCUAUUCCCUGAACAGCCAGGACAAGAGGGCCGCCUGGAUCUGGACAGUGCAGAGUGGGAUGACAUCCAUGUCGUGACUGGAGCCUUGAAGCUUUUUCUUCGGGAGCUUCCUCAACCCCUGGUCCCUCCAUCACUGCUGCCACCCCUUCGAGAAGCCCUUGCACUUCCUGAAUCAUCGCAGCGUUUGUCCCGGGUACAGGAGCUCAUAGGCUCAAUGCCAAAGCCCAAUCAAGACACACUUCGGUGCCUCCUGGAACAUCUAUGCAGGGUGAUAGCACAUGCAGACAAGAACCGAAUGACUCCACACAACUUGGGUAUUGUGUUUGGACCAACACUGCUAAGACCAGAGCAAGAGACCUCUGACCCAGCUGCCCACGUCUUCUAUCCUGGACAGCUGGUUCAGCUGCUGCUGAAUGACUUCACCAGUCUCUUCCCUAAUCCAUGAAUCCUGGACUCUACCCUAUCCAAGGUUGUUGAACUGAUCUCAAUUCUGAAAAUGAGGGGCAGGAGGGAUAGGACUUCUGUUUGUUAAACAUAACAUUUGAGGAGGACUUCCAUCUGUCAUUUUCGUAAAACUUUCAUUUGUUUAGACACACUUUAAGGAGAAUAUCUGUUUCAAAAGGUGAUUUCCAUUCUAAAGAUUUCCCUAUGAGGGGAACCUGUGGUUUUUUUUUAAUUGGGAGAGAAGGUUCUUUGUUAAGGGAGUCUGGGACAUUAAUCUCCUUUAAAUUCUGUACCACCUAAUUUUAUCUUCUUGUAUUGGGAAGGAUUAUCAGGGUCAUUUUCAAUAAGGAAGAACUGAGCCCCCACAUAACACCCUGGAGGUAACCUGAACCCAAAGAAAAGGGAUAAGAUUUCCCUCUUAACUCUGGGUUCAUUGUGUUCCCAAUCAAGGACUGGAACUCUGCAAAUCUUUUAAACAAAGCUUAGAUAUGGCUCCUACUUACAAUCUCCCCCAAAGGUGGGUAAGAGAGUCUCUUCCACAAAAGGUAUAGGAUACCUAAAUACAGCUGUUUCCUUUCCUAAGUAGCUACUAAAGCUGCUGUUACAUUUUAAAUUCAAAAGAAUUAUCCAUGUAUUAACAAAUAUUUGAAAAUAAAAUAAUAUAUUGCAGCUAUUAUAGAAUUCUCAAGAGAUAAAGCCAUUUUAUGUGAUUGCUGCUGCUAAACAAAUAUCUCACAUUCGACUUUGAUUGAUACUGUCCAAGAAAAUGAAAAGAUUCAGAUCUUUUGGCCCAACCAGGAAUAGGUCUUUGUUCCUAGUUUCAAGAUGAAUCCUAUGAUCACCUUUUUUCCUGGAGAAGCAUAGUUGAUGGAAGCAUCUUGAGUUGGGCAGCCAUCAUUGAUUCAAAAACUUAGAAACUUCCAAAAUUGUCAGGUAGACACCAAGGUUGGAAAGGAUCCAUCUGAGGGUCUGUGGUUGUGGGUAACAGAUCUAUGCUUAGGAAAGAAAGACAAAACAGUAGAGACAACCAGGGAUUUAAGGUUUAGUCUCAGGUUCAAGUAGAAAGCACAUGCUCUUGCUGCUAUGUACUAGUAGCCACCAUUGCUAUGUCAGGGUGAAGAUGGGAGAGAAAUCGCUUCCCCUUCUCACUGAAAGUCCAAAGUAGAGUUGGCAAAAUCCUAAAGCAAUAUGCUCAAAAAAUAGAGUGAAGCCUUUCUAUCAACUAUUGGGGGGGAGGAUUCCUCCAGAUUCAGUUGCCAACUAUCUUCAAUAACAUUUAAUUCAGAAAAAUGAAGGGAAAUCAGGAGUUGCUGGGUCAGGCAAGCCCUUUAAUGAGGGAGAGGAGCUUGAGGAUAUGUUCAACCAAAAAAGCACUGGAGAAGUCCCCUGGUCCAGAAGAUUGAUGGGCUUCCAAAUUUAUACCCCUUAUAUUCAUUUCCAUAGAUCAAAAUCUAAGACAAGGCCCUAGAUGGUGAAGUGGAAGCAUAAUCUAGCCAAACUUUCCCAGAAUUCCCUCCAAAAAAAACUUUAAAAUAAUACCUCAAAUUGAAUUAUGGAGUUGUAGAGCCAACAAAAGGUCAGGGAAAGAUAUUUUUUCCAGCCUAGGAGUUCAGCAAGAAAGGUCUGUUACACUGGGGUGGGAGCCAACCUGGAGCAUCCUCAGUAUCAGUCUCAACAGCAGUGGACCUUAGAGCCUGCUACAAUAGCAAUAGCAGCAGCUUCGGAAACUCUCAGGCUCUGAGAUGGUAAGAGGGUCAGACGACCAAUCAGAAAGAGACUACAGAAAAUUCUCUGUGAAAAAAAGAGCUACAACCAAGGCUUCAAAGAAAAAUGCUAAUUAGGCAAAAGACCAAUAAGAAUUUCUGGAAAAAUUAAAGAAAGAGAUGAGUGGUAGUAGAAAAAAUUGGGAGAGGGGAUAAAAGUAAUUCAAAAAAAAUUAAGGAGGAGAAAUAACAGCUUGGUAAAAGAGAAUAAUACUUUGAAAACCUCAGUGCCUAAUGGUAAAAAAAAAAAAAAA